Molecule: messenger RNA, 848 nt
Organism: Didymella exigua CBS 183.55
Lineage: Eukaryota; Fungi; Ascomycota; Dothideomycetes; Pleosporales; Didymellaceae
Exons: 1
Coding region: 220-726 (168 amino acids)
Biological process (GO): translation
Molecular function (GO): structural constituent of ribosome
Source: RefSeq, a predicted model, not a curated record
AACCUUUUUGUAUUCAAUAAAUGAAACAUAGCUUUUUUUAAAGAAAAGACGAAUUUAUUUGAAUACUCGAUUAGAACAAAACUGAGAAAAAUAUACUUUGAUUUCUACAGAAUACCGAACUAUAAUAGUAGACGAUUAAAAAAACUGUUUAAAUUGAAAAAAGCUUUAUUCCAUUAUACAAAUAAUAUUCAUUUUACUAUAUCUCUUUUAUCAAAUAUAAUGUUAAACUGGGGAAAGUUAGGUUUAGUUAGCCUAUUAGAAAAACUUUACAACAAAAAAACAAAAAUUAACGUAGUUGAAUCUAAAGCUUUAUAUCUUAAUAGUGAUGUAUUUUCAUCAGCCGUUGCGUUAAAAUUAACAGACAGAAAAAACAAAGUAGUGAGAGUAUUACGAAAAGCCGUUUUACAAAUGGCAAAAAUCGCGGAUUUACAUACUCGUAUUACUUUUGACGAUAAUACGGAAACACUAAACAAAAAUAAUGUUAUUAACAAUAUAAAACAACAAGUGGUAAGUGGUGUUAGAUUUGAGGCGUCUGGUAGAUUAACAAGAAGACUAACUGCUAUGAGAGCAGUAUUUAAAUAUAGAUAUGCAGGUAGUUUAAAAAACAUCCGUUCUUCUUUUAAUAACGAAUCAGCUACUAUGCUAAGAGGUUAUCUUAAAGCUAAUUUACAACACAGCUUAAUUAAUUCAAAAACUCGGAACGGUACGUUUGGUCUAAAAAGUUGAGUAGCUAGUCAUAUAGUAAAUUUUUUUAAAAAGUGUUCUGUUUAGUAAAAAGAUUUGUUGCUGGAUUCAUUAGUAGCGUUUUCACUGCAGCUGGUUUUUAUGCACUAAGAUUCAUUCUUUGG